Messenger RNA from Misgurnus anguillicaudatus (oriental weatherfish), 3101 nucleotides. It is a transcript of the gene sec23b, whose product is annotated as SEC23 homolog B, coat complex II component. The record is from RefSeq and is a predicted model, not a curated record. NCBI's taxonomy places the organism in Eukaryota, Metazoa, Chordata, Actinopteri, Cypriniformes, Cobitidae. Gene Ontology annotation, cellular component: COPII vesicle coat; endoplasmic reticulum exit site. Gene Ontology annotation, molecular function: zinc ion binding; GTPase activator activity. Gene Ontology annotation, biological process: COPII-coated vesicle cargo loading; intracellular protein transport; COPII-coated vesicle budding.
GACGACCUGCUUCACACUAUUCAAUUUGUUCACACUGUCAUGGCGACCUACCAAGAGUUCAUCCAACAGAACGAGGAUCGGGAUGGAAUACGGUGCAGUUGGAACCUCUGGCCCUCCAGCCGCCUGGAGGCCACACGGCUAGUGGUUCCCGUUUCGUGCCUUUACACACCUCUCAAAGAGAGACCGGACCUGCCGCCUAUUCAGUACGAACCGGUAUUGUGUAGCCGGGCCAACUGCAAAGCUGUACUCAACCCGCUCUGUCAAGUGGACUAUAGAGCAAAAAUAUGGGCCUGCAACUUCUGUUUCCAGAGGAACCCUUUUCCUCCAUCAUACGCUGGCAUUUCAGAAGUGAAUCAGCCUGCCGAGCUCAUGCCUCAAUUCUCCACCAUUGAGUACAUAGUACAGCGUGGACCCCCCACACCUCUCAUCUUCCUCUAUGUGGUGGACACAUGUUUGGAAGAGGAAGACCUCCAGGCUCUGAAAGAGUCCUUGCAGAUGUCCCUCAGCCUGCUGCCACAGAACGCCCUGGUGGGUCUCAUAACCUUCGGCCGCAUGAUCCAGGUCCACGAGCUAACCGGCGAAGGUAUCGCUAAGAGCUACGUCUUCCGUGGCACGAAAGAGCUCACCCCAAAACAGAUACAGGAGAUGCUGGGAUUGAUGAAGCCAGCCCCUUCCGGACAGCAAGGCAAACCGAUGGGACCUCACGACGAUGCCAGUUCCUGCAGAUUUUUGCAACCUGUGGAAAAAGUGGACAUGAACCUGACCGACCUUCUAGGAGAACUGCAGAGAGACCCCUGGCCCGUUCCUCAGGGCAAAAGACCUCUGCGCUCCACAGGAAUUGCUCUUUCUAUUGCCGUGGGACUGCUUGAGGGUACCUACCCUAACACAGGGGCCCGUGUGAUGCUGUUCACCGGUGGCCCUCCAACUCAAGGGCCCGGUAUGGUGGUGGGAGAUGAACUGAAGACCCCCAUUCGCUCCUGGCAUGACAUUCAGAAAGAUAACGCUCGCCAUCUGAAAAAGGCCUCUAAGUAUUACGAGGCUCUGGCUAAUCGUGCCGCAACGAACGGACACGGCGUUGAUAUCUACGCCUGUGCGCUGGAUCAGACGGGAUUACUGGAGAUGAAAUGUCUUGCUAACCUCACAGGGGGGCACAUCGUCAUGGGCGAUUCCUUUAACACAUCUCUGUUCAAGCAAACCUUCCAAAGAGUUUUUAGUAAAGACUACAGCGGACAGUUUCGCAUGGCUUUCGGUGCCACACUGGAAGUGAAGACCUCAAGAGAGCUGAAGGUAUCUGGUGCGAUCGGGCCAUGCGUGUCACUUAAUGCCAAAGGGCCGUGUGUUUCAGACAAUGAAAUGGGCAUCGGAGGAACACACCAAUGGAAAAUUUGCAGUCUAACGCCCUCCACCACCCUGGCUAUGUACUUUGAAGUAGUUAAUCAGCACAACGCCCCUAUCCCUCAGGGUGGAAGAGGAGCCGUUCAAUUUAUCACACAAUAUCAGCAUUCCAACACACAGCGACGGAUCCGCGUCACAACAAUUGCUAGGAAUUGGGCUGACGCACAGACACAGCUCCCGCACAUCGAGGCUUCAUUAGACCAGGAAGCAUCUGCAGUACUGAUGGCUCGGCUUGGCGUAUUCAGGGCUGAAUCAGAGGAGGGGCCUGACGUACUCCGCUGGCUUGACAGGCAGCUCAUUCGCUUGUGUCAGAAGUUUGGACAGUUCAAUAAAGACGACCCCAGCUCGUUCAAACUCACGGAGUCUCUGUCACUCUACCCACAGUUCAUGUUCCACUUGAGAAGAUCACCGUUCCUCCAGGUGUUCAAUAACAGUCCAGAUGAGUCGUCCUACUAUAGGCAUCAGUUCAUGCGACAGGACCUGACACAGUCGCUCAUUAUGAUCCAACCCAUCCUCUACUCAUACUCGUUUCACGGCCCUCCAGAGCCUGUUCUUCUGGACAGCAGUAGUAUCCUUCCAGACCGCAUUUUGUUGAUGGACACCUUCUUCCAGUUGGUGAUCUACCAUGGAGAGACCAUUGCUCAGUGGAGGAAGGCAGGUUAUCAGGAGAUGCCAGAGUAUGAAAACUUCAAACAGCUUCUUCAUGCACCUCUGGAUGAUGCUCAAGAGAUCCUGCAGACACGCUUCCCCAUGCCCAGAUACAUCGACACCGAGCAUGGAGGUUCACAGGCCCGUUUCCUACUUUCUAAAGUCAACCCAUCCCAGACUCACAACAACCUCUACGCAUGGGGACAGGAGUCUGGAGCACCAAUUCUCACAGAUGAUGUUAGUCUGCAAGUUUUCAUGGAUCAUCUCAAGAAACUGGCUGUGUCCAGCUCAGCCUAAAUCUUUUUCCACUGCCCAGUGAAGAAUGUAAAUUUCGAGUGGAAAGAACAUUUGACUUUCCUUUCUGGAAAAACGGAUUUCCAUGUCUAGCCGUUGUUCCGUGACCAACUUUGACACAACUAAACGCAUCUUCGUCUUUGUUAUAGGCCCUCCAGAGAAACGUUCAAUUUUUUACCCACAUAAGUAAUUAUGAUUGUUUAAUUUAUGCGUGUGUGUUUCUUUUCUAUUGUGGAUUUGUCUGUCAUGUUUGUUUGCUUAUUUAAUUGAUUUAGUUUGGUGUUUGUCUAACAAAAAAGUGUUAUGUUUCACAAUAAACCAAUAAGCUUUUUAACAAAACGUCUGAUUUUCCAAAGAGAGAAUGUUAUCUCUGUCCUAUCAUGUUGUUUCGGUAAUUCUUCCUCGAGCAUGUUUAGACUGAAAUUUCCAUUGAGGCUUAUUUGUGAACGUCGUCUUGUUUGUUUGGUCUUUUAUUCAUUUUGUAUUGCUGUGAUCUGUUCAUGUUGGGUAAUAAAGUGCAUCACAGUCCUGUUCUUCCAGUCCUGUAAUUAGAUUUAAUUUUGUAUGUAAAGAAUUUGAAUGAGACCUGUGACCCACAUUCCAGUUAAUCUUGACUUGCAAAUAUAAACUAAUGCUAUGCAUAUAAUAUUUAUAGUGAGAAUCUAUUGUAGGUUUAUUUCAUUUCAAAAGCUAAAGAUGAUGUCGAGUACCUGAAUGUUCAGACUCUUAUCUUGAAUAAAACAUAAAUAAAAUAUUACAAAUAA